UUCAGCUUCUUUAGCUGCGGUGAGCGUAACCAGAGGACUGCAGCAACCGGGUUCUGGCGGUGGAGGUCUCGGGUUCUCCGGUGCCUUUCGCUUGCGGUGGUCGCGAUGUUUUUCUCCGAGGCCGGAGCCCGGCCACGGACGUGGGAAGCCAGUCCCUCAGAACACAGGAAGUGGGUGGAAGUAUUUAAAGCAUGCGAUGAAGAUAACAAAGGCUAUCUAAGCAGAGAGGACUUUAAAGUUGCUGUUGUAAUGCUGUUUGGGUACAAGCCUUCCAAGAUAGAAGCUGAUUCCAUGAUGUCUUCAGUAAAUCCAAACACUUCCGGUAUAUUGCUUGAGGAGUUUUUAAAUAUUGUUAGAAAAAAGAAGGAAGUUCAACUCCAUCGGAAUGAAAUAAGACACAUCUUCACAGCUUUUGACAGGCACUAUCGUGGGUAUUUAACUUUGGAAGAUUUCAAGAAAGCAUUUAGGCAGGUGGCUCCCAAGUUAUCAGAAAGGACUGUUCUGGACGUAUUCAGAACCGGAGCGAACUCCUGUUGACGUGGAAUGCAGUAAACGGGAACAAUGAGACUUGGUCCCUAAAGACGUGUCUUCAUCUCCGCACAGACUGCGUCUAGCCACCAGCCGCAUCUGCUCUUCCACCACUCUGCUGUUCAAGCGUGGGUGCUGUGAAACCUUCCUUCUUCAAGGCAACUCCGCCCGCAAUGAAAAACAAUAUAUUUCAGCUUUUAAAAUUAUAGCUCUGAAAUGUGAAUUUCCUCUUCACCCUCCUUGAGACGACCAGACCACGCUCUCUCUCUCUCUCUCUCUCACUCUCUCUCUCACACACACACACAAUAAUGAGGAGGAAAAGUCAGAAGAUAGAAAGUAUUUUACCCCGUCUCAUUCUAAAUAUAAACACGAUGUUCCUCCAUUCACUAUAUGAAUAAAAUGCCACUACAAACCUUAUGAAUAAAUGUUUCCAUUUUAACGAUUCUUGGUUAUACCGUGCCCAUUUUAUGAUGGGAAGUUUUGGCAAAGACAGCAAGAAAAGUAAGUGAAUGCAAUUACAAUGAAGGUUAUUUACUGAGAAAAAGGGAUUCCCUUUUCCACAAACAUUCAGCAUCUCAGUAAGUGAACAAACACACUGAGAAAAUAUUCUCGGAAGCAGUUUAUUCUAAACAUUACUUUUCUAGUUAUCCUCUUUAACCCACCCUCUGGGAUUUGUAGUUCAACCAUACCAGUUCAGAGUGGAAAGAAAAAAAGGCCACUUAUCUAAUCCAUUUCCUUCAGAAAAAACACGUAGGCAAUAUUAAGAAUCUUCAAUUAUCUAAUUUAAUAAAAGGGAAGGUUUAUAUUCCGUAGUCAGUAACAUGUGAUACUGAUUAUUUCUAAUCCCUUAGAAGAGAUCUGACAUUCUGCUUUUGGUCCUGUAUAGCAUGAAAUCAUCAUGUAUAUUUUACCAAAAGAAGUAGCAAGAAUAAUGGCCUCUGUAGUCUACAGUCAUUUUCUACGAACACACUGCAACAUGGUUUCGCCCUGGGGCAGAGAAGUAGGGAUUUUCUCUACUUCAAAAGAAUGAAAAAUUACCAUCACUAUCCAGAACCAUUAUAGACUUCGGAGACUUUGGCAUGAAAUAUUCAGAAAGUUUAUUUUAGAAUUCAAUAUUUUAAAAGCCUGCUUUAAAACUAUUACAGUGAUUAGUGGCUCUGUUACUUGGGCCAGUCUUUGCUUUCAAAAGCCCUGUGUCAUGGUUGAUACCAUUUGUUGUUUCAACAAAAUGUAAUUUGCAUCAACCACAAGAGCUCUACAUAAGGAAUGUAAUGCAUUGUUUUAGAAGGCCCCCCAAAGAGGAAUUGUGACCACUGCUCAUCAGUUACCCUUUCAAACACACUUCUGAAAUAAACGUUACCUUUCCUGGUCAUGGUUGAAA
Leptonychotes weddellii (Weddell seal) is the source of this 1909-nucleotide messenger RNA. RefSeq names its product EF-hand calcium binding domain 11 (gene EFCAB11). NCBI's taxonomy places the organism in Eukaryota, Metazoa, Chordata, Mammalia, Carnivora, Phocidae. Gene Ontology annotation, molecular function: calcium ion binding. The record is from RefSeq and is a predicted model, not a curated record.